Kockovaella imperatae is the source of this 1266-nucleotide messenger RNA. RefSeq lists its product as hypothetical. The transcript has 2 exons. The record is from RefSeq and is a predicted model, not a curated record. Lineage: Eukaryota; Fungi; Basidiomycota; Tremellomycetes; Tremellales; Cuniculitremaceae. The coding region runs from base 442 to 1206 and encodes 254 amino acids.
UGCAGAUUACCCCAAAGACUACUUCUUCUCCAUCACUAACCAUGGGAUCAAUCGCUUGGUCGAGGAAGAUGGUCUAGCUGCGAGCCUCAUUCGCCCGAGACGAUAUGGUCCGGCUGAUCGUGCCCCAGAGCCAGCGUCUUUUCCGUCACCAAGUCGAGUGGGUCCUGUGGCUCAGUCUGAUCCCUCUCCGGUACAAGCGAAAGAUGUCAAUGACAUCGACAUGGAUGCCUUGACGACUGCUCUAGACAGCAGUUUGCAGUUCCAUCCACGAGGUAUCCGCAAAAAAGCCCAUGAGAGGAUGCAACAUUGACUGGACGCCUUUGUGUGGCGAUUUCGAAACGGAGUUUUGGGAUCGGCAUGGACAAAGGUGGCUGACUCCGACGUGGAUCCCUGGUCGAGACAGGCCAAGCACCCAUUCGGCUCUCAUUGCACACCCAUACCAUGUCUUUGAUACUUUUCGAAGGCACGGUCGCACAAGUGCCCGCCUCAGCCUCGGCUCCGUUCGGAUCCGGAUCCACAAUCUUGACACCGAACAAUCGAAUCCAGCUCUCCUCCCUGCAGCUUCACCAAAGUGGUGAUGUAGAGCGUCUUUACGAUGAAGAGGUGACAACCUUGCAAGACGCCAUCGGAUCUCAGUCGUUCGCCCGGGAGGCCUGGCCUGAAGGGGUCAUACUUGACUCUGCACGAAUUGGUGGCGAUCCAGCAUUUUUCCUCUUUCGUCGCGAACCUGAAGACAUCACGACAGGCACAGGCGAAUUGACCGAGUCCGGCGAACAGUGCAAAUCGACUUCAGGCUCUUUCGAACGCUGGGGUACGGUCAAUGACUGGCAGGAUGAACAGGAGGAGGACGAUGUUGUGGCUGAAUCUCCGGGUCACGAGACCGUUUCCAGUCAGGAGUCAGUCGAGAUCGUCAUGAGCUGGUUAGCGGAUGGCUCCGAAGCCAGAGAGAUUCGAGGCAAGCUGCAGUAUGAGUCAACAGACUGUAGUGCGCUCGUUCUACCCUCAGAAGGCCUUCUGGCGCGAGACAGUGUUCAUUCCUUCAAGACCUUGAGCAUCAAGAAAGUGGGCAUUUUUCCCUCAGAGCGACCAAGCCAUGAGCCUUACCAAGCUCUCAUCGCUAUCAUUUACGAGCCUAAGUACGAUCAUUUUGUAUCUGUUUUGGGUGCUGGUCUGCCGAGCCCGGAGACAGAUACGCAGGAUCGAUGAUUGACGCUAGGUAGACACGAUGCACAGAUACGAAUUCAGUUCACGUAUGGCCAGCUAGUC